GCGGGAGAGUUUAGGGUUAGGCACCUCCUGUGGCCAAUCCCGCCAGCGUAUGUGACUUGCUGCCUCCAUCCAAAACUCCGCCGUUCGGCUCCUGGAACAACUUUGAACCGGGAAGGCGAGAGAUUGACGGAGGGAUCGGGCGGGGGGACGGAGCCUCCUCCCCCCGCGGCAUGGCGAAUCCUCCUCCUCCUCCUCGCAACCUGGGACAGAGACCCUUUAAGAGGUGGGGGCAACGCCUGGAAGGCUUGGCUAGGGGGUGAUUUAGGGAGCGGGCCGCUAGGAAAGCCGCCUUAAAAACGCCCUGAGGAGAGAAAACACCCUUUGGUCCGGGGGAGGGAAAGAAAGCCGAACCACCACCAAAGUCUCCCUCCAAACUUUUCGUAUUUUGGCCCAGUGAAUGAGAUUUCCACCCCGGUCUCCCUUCUCCUCCGCGUCUCUACCCCCCACCCACCCACUCACCCACCCAUCCGUGUCCCGGGCGUGAAGUAAAAUAGGAUGGUGGUGCACAACGCCGAGCUUCGCUUGGCGCUGAUUUGCCUCCUCCUGCUGCUGGCUGGAGCGAAGCCGAGCCGGGAUCCUGCUGCGGCCAGCUGCGAAUUCCGCGGAAAACAAAGUGAGCUGAACUCCUUCCUGUGGACUAUAAAGAGAGACCCGCCAUCUUACUUUUUUGGUACCAUUCACGUCCCUUAUACUCGAGUCUGGGAUUUUAUCCCUGAGAAUUCUAAGAAAGCCUUCCAGGACAGUCAUAUUGUCUACUUCGAGCUGGACCUCACUGAUCCCUACACAAUCUCUGCUUUGACCAGUUGCCAGCUCCUACCACAGGGCAAGAACCUUCAGGAUGUGCUCCCCAGGGACCUCUACCGCCGACUCAAACGCCAUUUGGAGUAUGUCAAGUUGAUGAUACCUUCCUGGAUGACUCCAGAUCAACGAGGCAAAGGCCUAUAUGCAGACUACCUCUUCAAUGCUAUUGCAGGCAACUGGGAGAGGAAAAGGCCUGUUUGGGUCAUGCUAAUGGUGAAUUCUCUGACUGAGGUGGACAUCAAGUCACGGGGUGUACCUGUUUUGGAUCUCUAUCUGGCUCAGGAAGCAGAACGCCUCAAGAAGCAGACAGGUGCAGUUGAAAAAGUAGAGGAACAAUGCCAUCCAUUGAACGGUCUCAAUUUUUCUCAGGUGAUCUUUGCUUUGAAUCAGACUCUCUUGCAGCAGGAGAAGCUCCGAGCAGGCAGUCUACAGAUUCCUCACAGUACAGAGGAUCUUAUCAAGCAUUACAACUGUGGAGACCUCAACAAUGUCAUCUUCAAUCAUGAUACUUCCCAAGUCCCAAAUUUCAUCAAUGCAUCUCUGCAACCUCAUGAGCGCAUCAUGGCUCAGGAGAUUGACAACUACUUCCGCCAUGAGCUUAUCUACAAGCGGAAUGAGCGGAUGGGCAAGCGAGUGAAAGAUUUACUGCAAGAGUAUCCAGAUAAAAGCUUCUUCUUUGCAUUUGGAGCUGGUCAUUUCAUGGGCAACAAUACAGUGAUAGAUGUUUUGAGGAGAGAAGGAUAUGAAGUAGACCAUACAUCCGCUGGGCAAGCAAUCAGUGGAAAAAAUCAACAUAAGUUCUUGUCCGCCCUCUCCUCAACAUCCCCAGAAUAUGCCUCUUACAUUAUCUCCCAAGAGAUCCAACAACAGGAGGAAGAAGAGGAGGAUGACCUGUUGCCCCACACAUUAUUGCCUGAAAGCAUGGACCUGCUGGAGAAAGCAGAGAGGAAAUACAACAAGAAGAAGAAACAGCAGAAGAAACAGCGUUUACGUCAGUUCAAUGACCUUUGGGUACGCAUCGAGGAAAGCACCACCGAGCCACCUCUGCGGAUUCAUAUCAUUAAUGGUUACAUUUCUGUGGAACCUCAGCCACGAGGACACAAGCAAUCCCGCCAUAUCCAGGCAGAAACGAGCUCUUCUAGCAGACCCUUUCUAUUCUUCUUCACUUUGACUUUUGUGUGGUUUAUAAUAAUCUGUUGAAGCUAGAAUGACUCUCCCAUAUUCAGCUAUGUGCCUUUAAAAAAAAGGGAGGGGGGUUGGGGGUAGAGAAAAAGGAAAGCAUUUUUUUUUCCUGAACAGGAAAUCAUCUGUGUGGAUUUUAUUCUUUUAGAAAUCAUCCUUUUCCUGAAUCUGGACCAUUAACUGGAUUAACUGUUUUGACCAUACCCAAUGCAGGAAAAGAUAUUUUUUUAAUGAAAGCCAUUAUUUAUUCUUCCCUUGCAGAAGAAUUAUUUCAUGUUGUCCCAGAAUUAUUGGGAACUAUAUAUGUAACAUAGCUGUUAUUUAGCUGUAUGGAUUUGACUUGAAUACAAUUUAUUUGGGGGUUGGUUUGUUUCUAGUUUUAUGGUAAAGAAAAUGUUCAGCACUUUAAAGCAAUAGGAAGAGAUUAAAAAGAAUGCCAGAUUUAACUUGUUCCCUUCCUUCCACCUGUUCCUGAGAGGCCUUGUUCUCUGGCUGUAACAGCAAUUUCUUCCACUGACAUUUUAUCCAUCUGUUCCUUUUUUAAAAAUUCUCUAAGUUCAAAAACUAGUUCCUUUUUUUAAAACAAUGACUAUUACUGUAAGCUACUAUUUGUACCCUAUUUGACUCCUAUUUGAAAUAAAGAAUGCUCCCUAA
Molecule: messenger RNA, 2637 nt
Organism: Pantherophis guttatus
Lineage: Eukaryota; Metazoa; Chordata; Lepidosauria; Squamata; Colubridae
Gene: TRABD2A
Product: TraB domain containing 2A
Biological process (GO): negative regulation of Wnt signaling pathway
Cellular component (GO): membrane
Molecular function (GO): metalloendopeptidase activity
Source: RefSeq, a predicted model, not a curated record